Molecule: messenger RNA, 6709 nt
Organism: Branchiostoma floridae (Florida lancelet)
Lineage: Eukaryota; Metazoa; Chordata; Leptocardii; Amphioxiformes; Branchiostomatidae
Product: endoribonuclease Dicer-like
Exons: 21
Coding region: 230-5893 (1887 amino acids)
Biological process (GO): pre-miRNA processing; apoptotic DNA fragmentation; siRNA processing
Cellular component (GO): cytoplasm; nucleus; RISC complex
Molecular function (GO): RNA binding; deoxyribonuclease I activity; protein binding
Source: RefSeq, a predicted model, not a curated record
AGAUACCCACUGAAACGCCCACCACCUCCAGCAAGCCCGAAGGAACAGAAGUUGAGCUAGUGGCUAGGGGUUUCAGCCGUCUUAGCGGCCGAGGUGUGUUCGGGUCAAGAUGAUGGGUUGACUUUGUCCCGUCCCGUCGGCACGAAACUGUCUACCUCAUUCUACAAACCAUGGUGCCACCGCCGCCAUCCAAAGCUAGAAUCGACUAGACAAGGUGAGCCUAUAAACCAUGUCAGAUAAUCUGACAGAAGGAGGAGGAGGGGAGGGGGCGGGCCUCCCUGCCUCCAUGGCCCCCGCCCCAGCCCAGCACACCAGCCAGCCGCAGACAUGUCACCUGCAGAGGGAACCUCAGCACCUGUCCAUCUUCACACCAAGGCUCUACCAGAUGGAGCUCUUAGAUGCAGCCCUGGAAAAGAACACCAUAGUGUGUCUGGGGACAGGCUCGGGGAAGACAUUUGUGGCCGUCAUGUUGAUCAAAGAGCUCAGCAGCCAGACUAGGGCAGCCCUUAGUGAUGGGGGGAAGAGGACUUUCUUCCUUGUCAACAAUGUUCCCCUGGUGUCCCAGCAAGCUGCCGUCAUCACCACCCACACCAACCUCAGCAUCGGGGAGUACGUUGGUGCCAUGGGUGUGGACCUCUGGACGCGGGACCGCUGGCAGCAGGAGUUUGACACCCAUCACGUGCUGGUCAUGACCGCCCAGAUCUUCCUAGACAUCCUGCAGCACGGCUUCCUACCUCUGUCCAAAGUCAACCUGCUGAUCAUUGAUGAGUGCCACCAUGCUGUUGGCCACCACCCUUACAGGGAGAUCAUGAAGACCUUUGACACAUGCCAGGUGCAGGACUACCCGCGGGUGCUGGGGCUCACCGCCUCCAUCCUCCAGGGGAAGUGUGCACCCGACAGUCUGUUCCAGCGGGUCAGAAACCUAGAGGUCACCCUGCGGAGCUCAGCAGAAACGGCCACAGACCUGGUGGGAGUGGACAGGUAUACUACCCAGCCCAAUGAAGUCGUCAUCGAAUCUGGUCCUGCCCAGAAUGAGCCUGGCCUUAGUCAGGCCCUGCAGACUCUGGUCGAUGAUGCCCUGGCCUUUAUCUCCAGCUGUAAAGUGCGAGUUAGUGUGGAGGAGGGGGAGCGGGACCCCUGCCAGGUGCCGAAGCAGGCGAUACAGGAGUGCAGAGCCAUCCUGGAGGUGCUGGGCACCUGGGCCACCCGCAGGGCUGCCAUCCUCAUCAACCGGGAGCUGGAGAAACUCAUCAAGCAUGAGUGGAGCGAGCAGCACCAGCUGUUCCUGCGCUGGGUGCACACAGUCAUGCACCACGUGCACCUGCUGUGUGACGAGGCAUUCAAAGAUGUGGAGGAUGUCGACGUCCAGUUUGUCACUCCCAAAGUCCGGCGUCUGCUGGAGGUGCUGCGGGAAUGCAAGCCCAACGAAGUGCAAUCAGAUGUUCAGAGUAACGGCCUGGGAGUCCCUGAAGCGCCCAGGAACGGGCCCCGCGGCUACAAGGGGACGAACAAUGCCCGCAAUGGACCUCAGAACUCGAAGAGUGUGAGCAAUAUGAAUAGCAAGAAUCACUAUCACAGUUCCCGUCGACGGGACAACCUCGAUAAUCAGGACCCAAAUACCUCAUUCCAGUUGUGUGGGAUUGUGUUUGUGGAGCGAAGAUACACCGCUGUGGUGCUCAACAAGCUCUUGCAGGAGUUUGCCAAGAGUGACCCUGACCUGGCCUACAUCUCCAGCAGCUGUAUUACCGGCCACGGGCUCAGCUCGCGGGGGAUGCGCAGCCGGGAGACGGAGAUGGCCUUCCGGCGGCAGGAGGAGAUCCUGCGGCGCUUCCGCAUGCACGAGAACAACCUGCUGAUCGGUACCAGCGUGGUGGAGGAGGGCGUGGACGUGCCCAAGUGCAACCUGGUGGUGAGGUUCGACCUGCCCAAGGACUACCGGUCCUACGUCCAGUCGAAGGGCCGAGCGCGGGCGCAGGGGUCGCACUACGUGAUGCUGGUGCAGCAACAUGAGCUGGAUAGCUUCAAGGAAGAUCUGGUGCAGUUUAAAGGAAUAGAGAAGAUCUUGCGGCAGAAGUGGGCAGAGCAUGAGGUUCCUAAGGAGGAGGAGAUCUGGGAGCACCUGUGUGAUGACAUGGUCCCACCCUACAUGCCACGUCAGGUGGACGGUGGUCCCAGGGUCACCAUGACAUCAGCCAUCGGGCUGGUCAACAGAUACUGCUCCAAGCUACCCAGUGAUGUGUUCACCCACCUGACCCCAAAGUCUCGGGUUGACAGCGUAAGUGACGCUGAUGGUAACAAGUACAUGGCAACUCUCUACCUUCCCAUCAACUCUUCCCUUCGUGACCCCAUCCAAGGUCCUGUGAUGCCUACUCGCCGACUGGCUGAGAAGGCUGUGGCUCUGAAGGCCUGUCAGUUACUACACCAGGCUGGGGAGCUGGAUGACAACCUCCUUCCUGUGGGAAAAGAGGUGAUCCACUAUGAGGAGGAGGAGGAGGAGUUUGAGGUGGAGGACAGUGAUGGACACGCCCGACCUGGGACAACCAAGCGCCACCAGGUCUACAAGAAGCAGAUCCCCAAGGCCUUCCAGCAGAGCCUGCCAGUUCCAGCAGCUUCCUGCUACCUCUACAUCAUCGACAUGGUUCUGACAGAGCCCCUGCCCGAAGAGUUGAACAUCCGUGGGCGAAAACUUCACCCUCCAGAGGCCACCACUCGCUGUUUUGGCCUCCUCACCUCCAAACAUGUCCCUCAGAUCCCUUGCUUCCCUGUGUACACCCGAUCUGGUGAGGUGUCCAUCUCCCUCCGGCUCUGUGCCAGCGGGAUCAACGUCAACCAGAACCAGCUGCGCCUCGUCCAGAACUUCCACGGCUAUGUCUUCUCCCACGUGCUGCGACUGGAGAAGAAACCACUCUACUACGUCCCAGCUGACCUGCAGUCUUGGUACUUUGUUGUGCCCUUAAACAAAGGUCUCCUGGCUGACAAUGCUGACCAGCUGUUCAUUGACUUCAAUUUCCUGGAGCAUAUUGACCAAUCACUGGACAAGGAGAAGCCCAAGUACUCACACGACAAUCCGUUCAAGUUCCAAGAAGCUGACUUCAUAGAUGCUGUAGUCACGCCCUCCUACAGGAAUGCAGAUCAACCACAGAGGUUCUACGUUGCUGAGAUAUGCUACACCCUCAACCCACGCAGUGAGUUCCCAUCAGCUGACUAUGCCACAUUUGACGAGUACUACCUGAAGCGUUAUGGGGAGGCCAUUACGAACCUGGACCAGCCGUUGUUAGAUGUGGAUCACACGUCGUCGCGUCUGAACCUGCUGACCCCUCGCCACCUCAACCAGAAGGGGAAGGCUCUGCCAACCAGCAGUGCCGAGACCAGGAAAGCUAAACGGGAAAACUUACAGAGCAAGCAAAUCCUGGUCCCUGAGCUGUGUGAAAUUCACCCUGUCCCGGCAUCUCUGUGGCGGAAAGCCGUCUGUUUGCCCAGUGUGCUGUACAGAGUCACCACCUUGCUGAUUGCAGAGGAACUGCGGGUGCAGAUAGCCCAGGAGGCUGGGAUUGGGCAGGCAGUCCUCCCAGAGGGGUACGCGCACCCACGUUUGGAGUUUCCGCACCUGAAGAAAGUUGAGGAAGUGUUCGAGCCGUGCGAGCCAGCUCCUGCCAGGUCAGAAAAGAGCCGCACAACACUGGAGGACAAGGAGGAGGAGUCCUGGUUUGAGAUUUCUGCGUGGAAUCCCGACGACGUGGAUGAUGAUGAUGAGAUGGAAGACGAAUUUGGGGACAGGUGGGACAUAUCAGAGGAGGAGUGGCGCGCAUUCCAGGACAACGUGAUGCUGUUGGAUACGCCGCUAGUGCCAGCGUUAGACAAGAAAGGACAGGGACAAAAUGGUGCCAAAGUGAAUCACACAAACAGGCUGGACCUGAAUGACCUUGAUCUGUCCAAGGCAAGUCUCCUGGAUGACGACUUUCCCAUCCUCACGGUCCCUGGGGAGAACCUGCCACCAGCUGGCGAUAGACUCUCAAAGGCGAGUAUGAGCAAUGGGCAGAUCUGGCCAGAGGAAGGCAGAAAGGGGGAGCAACCAGUACACAAUGGACAGGUGAAGCCGGACAGAAGCAUCGCCCCAGGCAACAAUGCUACCUCAGGCAAUGGUAUCAGUGGUGAGGGAACUAGUCCCUUGUCCAACAUGCCUGAUCUCAAUAGCGUCCCUGAAUCUACCUCAUUUCUGGAGCCUAUGCUUGACUUGGACCUGGACAGCCACCCUGGUCCCUCCCCCAGCCUCAUUCUUCAAGCUCUCACUCUGUCCAAUGCUGGAGAUUUCUUCAACCUAGAACGACUUGAGACUAUCGGAGAUUCUUUCCUGAAGCACGCUAUCACUACUUUUCUUUACUGCACGUACUCCCGUGUGCAUGAAGGCAAACUGUCCUACAUGCGCAGCCGCCAAGUAUCCAACCUCAACCUGUAUCGCCUUGGCAAGCGUAAGGGGCUGGCCUCGCGCAUGGUUGCCUCCAUCUUUGACCCUGCUGUGAACUGGCUGCCUCCUGGCUUCUGUAUCCAGAAUAACAGGGAGGACAAAGAGGAUGCAGGUUCCAGUAGCAAGGACUCCAGCCUGGACGUGGAGCCAGGGGGAAAUGGCAUGACUACCUCAAAGAAUCCUAUUGCCCAAGUGACUGGCUACGAUGUUACCCCUUUGAAGGCAUCUGUACUGGUGAAUGGAGAUGCUACAAAGCGACUUCUUUCCUAUGACUUGCAUAUGGAGCACUGCAUUGCAGACAAGAGCAUUGCAGACUGUGUGGAGGCACUGCUCGGUUGUUAUCUGACCACAUGUGGGCCUAGAGCAGCACAGCUCUUCCUGUGUUGGCUUGGAGUCAAGGUUUUGCCCAAAACCAACGCUGACCCUACGGAAGAUUUGGACCAGUUUGACUUUGCCGAGCCUGACACUGACCCUUUCGAUGACCUGUCUGGGUUAGAUUCAUCCUACGAGGACUGGGAUCAGAACCCCAGUACUGUAUGUGACCUUGACACCUUCAUGAAGGUCAGCUGUGCAGAGGAGUAUGGCUACAUUGCACCUCCCAAGCCCCCACUGUUUCACCAUGUAGCACAUGCCCAAGACAAGUUAUCCCACAUGCUGUCUGGGUACCAACAGUUUGAAGAAACUGUCCAGUACAACUUCAAUGACAAGGCCUACAUGUUGCAGGCUUUUACCCACCCCUCCUACCACUACAACACCAUCACUGACUGCUACCAGAGACUGGAGUUCCUGGGUGAUGCUGUCCUUGACUACCUCAUCACAAACCACCUCUUCAAGGACCCCCAGCAACACUCUCCAGGAGCACUCACCGACCUCCGCUCUGCUCUAGUCAACAACACCAUCUUCGCCUCUCUGGCCGUGAAGUACGACUAUCACAAGUACCUGAAGUUUGUCUCUCCGGAGCUGUUCAACAUCAUCAGCAACUUUGUGCAGUUUCAGCAGGAGCAGGGGGAGGAGCAGGGCAUGGACUCUCAGCUGAAGACAUAUAUCAAUGAUGAAGGGGAGGAAGAGAGUGAGGACAUCGAGGUGCCCAAGGCUUUAGGAGAUGUGUUUGAGUCUGUGGCAGGGGCAAUAUACCUGGACAGUGGCAUGUCCCUGGAGACAGUCUGGAGGGUGUAUUACAGGAUGAUGAAACCUCUCAUAGACAAGUUCUCUGCCAAGGUGCCCCGCUCCCCUGUACGUGAGCUGCUGGAGAUGGAACCGGAGACAGCCAAGUUCAGUCCAUCUGAGAGAACCUACGAUGGAAAAGUGAGGGUGACAGUCACAGUCAUCGGGAAGGGGCAGUUCAAGGGUGUCGGCCGCAACUACCGCAUCGCCAAGUCAGCCGCAGCACGCAAGGCUUUACGUGCACUCAAAGGAGCCAAGAUCUAAUCGGAUGUGGAUUUUCCUGUGUCCCCCUGUAGAGUACGCUAUUGCAUCUUCACCUGUUACAGUCUAGCAGUAGGCACAAGGCUUCGCUUUUCUUGUGGAGUUGGGGUUGGGUUGAGAGAUGUAAGGCUGGUAGCUUAGCCACACAACAAACAUUUCUGGUACAUGUUCCGGCGAUAUUAACAGAAUGGGGAGUACCAUGCAUCUAAAAAGUGCUUACCUUCAGUGACCUGUACUGUAAAUCAAGCAAAGCCAUGGUGUAGGUGUGCAAGCACAUGUAUGUGUGAAGUUCUGACACAAACAAAUUGUGUUGAAUCUAGGGUGAGUCUGUGAAGUAAGCACUGUAUUGUGUGGUGAUGGCCCAUCAUUUCAUACACCAACUAUUUUGAUGAUGGUUGUACGAGUGAAUAUGAAGACAGCAGCUCCAUUGAAUGUCACACAUUUCCUGCAAUGUUACAGUGACUGGUGUGGAAACAAACUGUAGUGUGAGGUUAUCAUUCAGUAAACACAACAUAGAUGUUACCAAGACUACCUGGGUGGAUGGCUUGUUGAAAACUACCUCUGGAGGCUGGAGGCUUACAGGUAGCACCUUGUGGCUGGUUGGAUCAUAUUUGGGUGGCUGUAGUCACCAUGCAACAAGAGAUUUAUACAAUGGGAUAAUGUUAUCUACAAGACAUGAAAUUGGCAACCUCUGGUGUGAUUGCUGCUACUUUGUCUCAUAUACCUCAUCAUGGUUAAUGGUAUUAACUCUUAAGUUGCAUGGAAAACGUGCACAUCCUCACAGUGUGAAAGUGCCCAGGUUGGGACUAAAAAAGAGAA